This is a messenger RNA of Trematosphaeria pertusa, 423 nucleotides long. RefSeq lists its product as uncharacterized. NCBI's taxonomy places the organism in Eukaryota, Fungi, Ascomycota, Dothideomycetes, Pleosporales, Trematosphaeriaceae. The record is from RefSeq and is a predicted model, not a curated record. The annotation marks the transcript as partial. The transcript has a single exon.
UGCGGCAACUCCUCCAAGCAGGCUCGAGCCCUCGGCUGCAAAUGGGACCAGUUAUCCUGGGCAUGGCUUCCCCCAAACUGCCCAUCCUACGCGAACGAUCUAUUCAUGAGCGCGGAGGAGGACCCGUGGGUGUACUACGAAGAUAUCGAACAAACACGCGUCGUUAGCGAAGAAGCUUGGGAGCAGGUGCUUGACGGCGAGCUGCGAGUGUUCGGGGAGCGAAGGGAGCAUCUGAGUCACUGCGUCUAUCUGCUGCUGAGUAUUUCGCAGAUCGUACGGGAUGGGACACCGUUUACGGAGAAGUUGACGAACUAUGAGCAUUCGGAGCACUGCGCGAAUGUGCUGUUGGAACAGCUGAGGAAGUCGCCGGAUUGGAGUGAGCUGCAGACCUUUGCUGGUACGGCAUCUUUCGACCAGUACUGC